AUGUAUGCUAGACAACCCUCUAAAGUCCUCCAGACUAAGCUCUCUCACAUAACCUCUCAAAUUUUUAACGCAGGUUCCUUCAUUUAUCAAUCCUUUGAAGGAAUCCGAAUUGGAUUUAAGAUAUGUUUGCGUUUGAUCUGGUUUUAUGCAGAAUUACUAACAAAAGUUACAGGGUAUCAAAUUCCAUUAAUUGAAAACUUGGGUAUUCUUCGAGAUACCAAUGAUAGCAUCGAUUUUACCGACAAUGACAUUCGGUAUUUAGGAAACUUCCCACGUAUGAGACGUCUUCAAACCCUUCUUUGUGGUCGAAAUAGAAUAAGCACGAUUGACCCAGAGCUUGGCAAAGUGUUACCCAACUUAAAAAUCCUUUCGUUAGCCCAAAAUCAUAUCCAACAACUGGCGGAUUUAGAUCCCUUAUCUACAUGCACCAGACUCACUCAUUUGACUUGUCUCGAUAAUGCAGUUAGCCAAAACCAGUAUUACAGAUUAUACUUAAUAUGGCGAAUUCCGUCAUUGCAUAUCUUAGAUUUUGAGCGUGUCCGCGAAAACGAACGAUCUCGAGCUCAAGAAAUGUUUGGAACUGUGGACCGUCCUACUGAAAUAGCUGCAUCUAUCAUGGGGGUUAAAAGCCGUGUAUUUGAUUUGGGAACUCUUGUACAGUCAUCGAAUACAGAUACGAAUACAACCGUUUCCACCGGCUAUGCGUUAACUCCCGAGGAGAAAGAAAAAAUCAAAGACGCAAUUAAACAUGCUUCUUCAAUUGCUGAAAUUAACCGAUUAGAGGCUAUGCUUUUAGAGGGAAAAAUACCGAAAUAGGUUGAUCAAGACAUCUAUUCAAAAAGUAUUCUUGCAAUGUCUUUAUACGAAUUCUGAAUAAAAUAUUUUAUGUUUCUUGGAUUCUAAGUUAUGCCUUAAAGUACUACUGUUUGUAGUCGCAUAAAUAAUCAACUGAAAAAAAAAAUAACAAAACUUUUGAGGGAUCUACUGAGUAACGGCUCAGUUAUUG
Molecule: messenger RNA, 1006 nt
Organism: Schizosaccharomyces cryophilus OY26
Lineage: Eukaryota; Fungi; Ascomycota; Schizosaccharomycetes; Schizosaccharomycetales; Schizosaccharomycetaceae
Product: U2 snRNP-associated protein Lea1
Exons: 2
Coding region: 1-816 (271 amino acids)
Biological process (GO): mRNA splicing, via spliceosome
Cellular component (GO): U2 snRNP
Molecular function (GO): protein binding; U2 snRNA binding
Source: RefSeq, a predicted model, not a curated record